Messenger RNA from Oncorhynchus keta (chum salmon), 8168 nucleotides. RefSeq lists its product as uncharacterized. The transcript has 6 exons. The record is from RefSeq and is a predicted model, not a curated record. NCBI's taxonomy places the organism in Eukaryota, Metazoa, Chordata, Actinopteri, Salmoniformes, Salmonidae. The coding region runs from base 3144 to 4475 and encodes 443 amino acids.
AUUAGUACAAAACAUUGGACCAGCAUGAAGAAGGAGCAAUGUAAAAGGUUUCGUUUUUAUAAGGCAUCAUCAGACCGGUAUUAACAUUGUGUUUGGAUAUUGUUGGGUCUCUGUAGGCCCUCAAAAAAUGGGAAGAGUGUCAAAGCACAGACCUCUGCAGAGGAAGCAAGAAUGUAUCCCGCCCUGGAGAAGAGGUGGUGGAGCUGCAGGUGGUGGAGUGUCUCUUGGAGGAUAGCGUACUGGAGGACUUCCUGUUUGACUGUGAAAGCUUGAUCACUUCUGCCAAUUACAAAGUAAAUGACAUUACAGAACGCAAGUCCUUCUGCAGUAAUUCUGUUACAAAGCCUCCAAGUCAUUUGAGCUGCAGAUUUCAAAGAGCCCUCUAUGAUUGAGGAAGCACAAGAGAUGUAAACUUAAUGAAUAAAGGAGAUUGCGGUAGCACUGGAGAGGAAGAGAGGCUGACUGAGGUGUUUCAGAGAGGAGGAUGUGAGGAACCUUCCCCUGUACUCUGUGGCCCCAGAGAACCCCAGAUGAUCCUGUACAGCCGGUCACAGCGACACAGAACAGCACUUUGUUUCCAGCGUAGUCUCCCAGCAACAGGGACCCAGGGUGCGCUGGGGCAGUCUGCCCAAGCACACCAAUGAAGGGGAGGGAACGAGAAGAGGGAGAGAAGGUCGGGAGGGAAGGACACAAAGAUGCCAAAACAAACAAACAAGGCUGAAGACAAGAAGGAAGGAGAAUACAGAAGAAUCACAGAAAGAACCAACAAAGACAAUCAAUGACAUAGAUGGACCCCAACAACACACAACAGAUACAAACCACCCCAGUAAGCAGCAGCCUUUCCUGGAAGAGAGAGGCUCACCAGAGGGCCGGUCUAUGGAGGAUGUCGCAGCACUACUGAGCCAAGUCACAAUGCAGGAUAGAGAUCCAGUCACGGUUACAUCUUCUGUACUAACAACCGUCAACACAAUGCAGUGUACAGAAUCAAGAUCCAGCUCCAACCCCCAACCCUCAGUGGGACUCAACCCCAGCACAGCCCACCCAGCCGGGGCUCAUUAUCACCCAGUUGGGCAUGAGCAGGAGGGGGACCCAGGGCUCCUCAAGGGCCACGAAACUACUCCAAAACCUGGCUCGGUCUGACUGAACCUUCUAGAAGUCCUAUGGAGUUCCUUUGACGAAUGGUGGACUGAGGAGACUAUGAAGUUCCUAUAUGGCCCAGACCACUUUAAUAAAACAACAGUAGAAACGAAGAAGAAAAAGGAGGAGAAGAAGAAGAACUGGAUGAAGAUAACCUGGAGGAUGUUGUAGAAGGGGUUGGGGAUGGAGGGGACGGCGUGUCCCCAGAGGGUUAGGGAGUUCUACAAAGGGGAGGAAGCCCACUGGGUGUCAGGGAAACAGCCCCUGAGACCCAGAGGUGAGUGUGGGAUAAGUGUAGUGUAGUAACCGUCAGUGUCCAGAUGGGGGCACUAUAUAUAAGCAUUGGAGAUGUUAUAGAUGUUAAGCGUGAUGAUGAUGGUCUUGUUUUUGAGGUUGGCUUUUACCAUGAAGAUGUUUUUUUUUAUGUCUCACCUCACUUCUUUCCCUCACUCUGUGUCUCCUCCUUUCCCAUCUACGCUCUCUCUCCUUCUCUCAUGCUCUCUCUCCACCCCCCACCCAGGACCAGGGUGGUUGUUUGAUUCCCAUGCCUAGCACCUCAUACAGAAACACAUAACGGUUGAGAAGCUCACUAGAGGGUGUGUGUGUCUGUAUGAAAAUGCUGCUACGGUUUUAUGCAAUGGAAAUGUGGUCACUGAUGUGCUGAUAGUUGACAACCAGCAAUAUUACAGAAGCAUUGGUAAGUACUAGCUCGGUCUUGUUGAACUUCGCAUCUCAGCAACUUAAGAAUCAAGUUCUGUGUAUAUGCGUGUGUAUUUAUAUGUCCGGUUUUCCUCAUCUUGGGAAACGUCUCACCAUGACUGACAUCUCCAGUGACCACAACAGCCUGGUCAGGACCUUCAGGUCAGUGCCAAUGUCAACUCUGAGAGUUAAAGGGCCAAUCCUUAAUUGAAACAAUAAAAAACAAUAAAAGGAUGGGCCUGGAGAAAUGUAACUCUUCUCAAAUUCAUAGACAGAGCUAUGGAUGCCAGGCCUGAGCGUCCUAGAUUAGAGUUUCAAGCAUGUUUUGAGGCAAUACAGUGUUUGUUUAUAUUUGAAAUCUAAUUGUAUUGGUCGCAUACACAUAUUUAGCAGAUGCUACUGAAGGUGUAGCUAAAUGCUUGUUUACUAACAUUGGAGUGAAACAAGCUUAUAUUUUGGGUUCUGAUGGGGUAUGACAUUUGAACUUAGAUAAUAAAGCAAUUUACAAGUUAUAUUCUUCAAGAAUCAAUGGGUAUGUGUUGUUAAUUUAUAAGUCCAAAAAUGGAUGUAUUACACUGCAGAUUGCUGUUUCAACACACCAUUUCCUACUACAGUGUCCAAUAAUGUCUGGGAGAGAAACUGGACAUUUUACACUCUUAUUUCAGUCAAUAUUUACCUGGUCCCGUAGUCAUAAACCAUCUUAUCUGAAGUGCUGAUCUAGAAUCAGUAUUGGCUUUUUGAUCAUAGUGAAUAAGAUUACAUGGACGGGAGACGAGGACACACAUGAUCCUAGAUCAGAACUACUACUCUGAGACACUAUGAAUACAUGCUCUGGUAUCUAUGGAGAAGUUAUGUGGCGACAAGGCUUCCACGAACUGAGUGAACUUUUCAGGGUAGCCCCAAACUGCCAGAGGUGAACUCUGUUCCUGUCAUGGGCACUAACUGGGCUGUGAUUGGCUGAUUGAGGUGCAGUCAACAGGAAGUAGUGAUUGGCAGAGUGCUAUUGACUUCCUGUAGCUCUGAUUUAAUAGCGAGGCACUUGAGUCACACCUUCAGCAAGAGGCCUGUUUCCAGGAAGUAUCUGCUAGCUACUAAGGCCUGCUGGAACAGCAGCCAGACAUUACACUGCAAACUGUCAAAUAAACACCUAUAAUUGUUCAAUCUAUAUGAUGAGGUGUCUCUGAUAUGGUUGGACAUUAGGCUAAUAUGAUUUAGAGUUUUUCAGUGCCAAGUUGAAGCAAAGGACAGAGACUGUUGUGUUUUCUCUUUCAUGGAAAAUCAGCGAUGUCCAGCCUGGUGGCAGUGCGAUGUCCAGCCUGGUGGCAGUGCGAUGUCAGGCCUGGUGGCAGUGCGAUGUCCGGCCUGGUGGCAGUGCGAUGUCCGGCCUGGUGGCAGUGCGAUGUCCGGCCUGGUGGCAGUGCGAUGUCCGGCCUGGUGGCAGUGCGAUGUCCGGCCUGGUGGCAGUGCGAUGUCAGGCCUGGUGGCAGUGCGAUGUCCGGCCUGGUGGCAGUGCGAUGUCCGGCCUGGUGGCAGUGCGAUGUCAGGCCUGGUGGCAGUGCGAUGUCCGGCCUGGUGGCAGUGCGAUGUCCGGCCUGGUGGCAGUGCGAUGUCCGGCCUGGUGGCAGUGCGAUGUCAGGCCUGGUGGCAGUGCGAUGUCAGGCCUGGUGGCAGUGCGAUGUCAGGCCUGGUGGCAGUGCGAUGUCAGGCCUGGUGGCAGUGCGAUGUCUGGCCUGGUGGCAGUGCGAUGUCUGGCCUGGUGGCAGUGCGAUGCCUGGCCUGGUGGCAGUGCGAUGCCUGGCCUGGUGGCAGUGCGAUGUCAGGCCUGGUGGCAGUGCGAUGUCUGGCCUGGUGGCAGUGCGAUGUCAGGCCUGGUGGCAGUGCGAUGUCAGGCCUGGUGGCAGUGCGAUGUCCGGCCUGGUGGCAGUGCGAUGUCCUGCCUGGUGGCAGUGCGAUGUCCAGCCUGGUGGCAGUGCGAUUUCAGGCCUGGUGGCAGUGCGAUGUCUGGCCUGGUGGCAGUGCGAUGUCUGGCCUGGUGGCAGUGCGAUGUCAGGCCUGGUGGCAGUGCGAUGUCUGGCCUGGUGGCAGUGCGAUGUCUGGCCUGGUGGCAGUGCGAUGUCUGGCCUGGUGGCAGUGCGAUGUCAGGCCUGGUGGCAGUGCGAUGUCAGGCCUGGUGGCAGUGCGAUGUCCGGCCUGGUGGCAGUGCGAUGUCAGGCCUGGUGGCAGUGCGAUGUCAGGCCUGGUGGCAGUGCGAUGUCCAGCCUGGUGGCAGUGCGAUGUCAUGUUUACUAUACGUGUCUUUUUUUUUCCAUGGCAGGUUCACAAACACCAACAUUAUCCACAAAGGCCCAGAGGGGACCAUGAUCGUUAUGGUGCUCCUUAAUCUGUGUGUGUGUGUGUGUGUGUGUGUGUGUGUGUGUGUGUGUGUGUGUGUGUGUGUGUGUGUGUGUGUGUGUGUGUGUGUGUGUGUGUGUGUGUGUGUGUGUGUGUGUGUGUGUGUGUGUGUGUGUGUGUGUGUGUGUGUCAUGUGCUGUUGCAGGAACAGCUGGAGAGCCUGUGCCUCAGUAGGAUCCGUCAGGGAUCAGCAGAGGAAAUCAGAGAACAUUGUUUUACCUGGGGGAACACCCUCUCAACAAACUUAACCUAGUGAUUUAUCUCUACUUGUGUGUAUCCAGGGUGCACUGCAGUGUGUGUGUGUGCACAUGAGUGUGUGUGUGUUCUUUUGGAUGCUCUCUUUGGUACAUUUUAAACAUCACAAAAGUGAAUGCCAACCUGUUAAAACUCAUGAUUUCAUUAAGAUAUGCAUAGAAUUAGAAAUGGUAUAUUCAUUGUUAUGAAAAAUGCAUAUACAUAACCACAGGCACAGCAAUUCAAAGGUUUCCUUGUGUUUUAUGUUGCCCUGUGAAAUAUACAGUGGUGUGUGUGUGUGGCAUCUCCAAUCUGCAUUGUGUGCUUGCCCUUGCAUUGUUUGACCUGUGCCAGAUGGCGUGUGUGUGUGCACUACUUCCCCAGGCAGGUCGGUGGCAGGGCGUGAGCCUAGCAGGCGCUGUGUGGGACAGUUCCGUGCUGCUCCCGUCUGUGUACACACAGACGCCUCUCGGGCCUUAUCUCCUCCACCUGAUUACCCCCCCAACCCCAACCCUCUCUAGAUCCGUGAUGCAGCAGCCCGGGGCGACACACACGCCCUGGGAAACAUUCCAUUUGGUCCCUAACUGAUCCACUGUGUACACCACCCCAGAGAGGAAACAGGGACAUAACUUCAGCUCUGAUUUAUAGCUGUCUAAAUAAAUGGGAGAUGACGCUUUCUUGAGCUGAUAUCACCUUAUCAAGGCUACAGAUGUUGUCUUCAUCCAAUCUGAUAAGUAGAUGGUAAAGAACAUGCCUUAUUGAGUGAGGUGCUCAACAAAUAAUUGAAUGUUGUACCUGGCUGUUGGCUGCAGUAUGGUUUCAACUAACUCAAAAUAUCUCGUAUUUAGUCCUGCUCAUAAUGAUGUAUAUUAUAAGAAAUUAUAAGUUAGUCUUAUGACAAGUCUUACAUUGCAUUAUAAGCGCAUCAUAAAGCAUACAUACUUAUCCGAAGUGUUAUCCAUAUUUUUUUUUUACUUACAAAUAUAUCUGCAGGACCAUAGAACAGUACCAAGCCAUUAGCAUUUGAGUCAACUAUCCAACUAUCCAUCUCAUUAAUAAUUUGCAGUUGAGGCCUAGCUCCUGCAUGGCAGCUGUGUAAUUAGUCAGGCCUCUGUUGUUGUUGUUAGGUGAAUCAUGUGAAUAAUGGAUGGGCCUCAUGCAACACUAGACCCAGGUAGCAGCAUUGCUCCAGGAGACAUACUCACUGUGCUCCGGUAUUCCUAAAACAUAUUCACCAGCCCUCUGGUUAGCCUAUUUCUGAUAUACUUUUCCCAUCACCAAAGGCAAAUAUAUAAUCUGGAAUGCCUUACCCAUCCCUACUGGCUAUACAAAAUAAAGUGUUCCCUUAAACACACAGCUUUGUAAACUUUACCAACAUGUGCAUUGUGCUGCUGAAGAGAUUAGUCCUAUUGCCACCCAGAAAUCAUAUACAUAUUUACUAUAGAUGCCUGCGGAGAUCUGCAUGUCGCGUCGGGGGCGAUGAAACAACAGAAGCACGUUUAUUUUCAAUGACAGAAGCGAAGUGGGCGGUACCGUUGGGCAAUAAGAACAUGGGCUAGGGACUUGAAAAGGGCGGGACCAAAGUUGGGGAAUGUGGAACUUUAUGCAAAUACUCAGUGACAUCUCGUUACUGUUGGCCAAUCGAAGCUCAUUAGUUUUCAGCCCAUUCUGGAUUGUCUGUUGAUACCUAGUCUGCUUGCUACCACCAAAGGUCAUUUACUAUUGAGCCGACAGAUGUAUCAUUUAUGGAAUGCGGUCUCAGCAAACGUGGGAACAUUGCCUUUAAUGUUUUUAUUUUUUAAUCUUUGUUUAUCUAGGCAAGUCAGUUAAGAACAAAUGAUUAUUUACAAUGACGGCCUACCCCGGCCAAACCCUAACCCGGACGAGGCUGGGCCAAUUGUGUGCCGCCCUAUGGGACUCCCAAUCACGGCCAGUUGUGAUACAGCCUGGAAUCGAACCGCGGUCUGUAGUGACGCCUCUAGACCGCUGCGCCACUCGAGAGCUUAACAGGCCUCACUUUAAAUUAAUUUGCCUUGUUGCAAAAGUUGACCCAUCACUUUAGAGUGGAUUGCAGUCGAGAAGAUUCCGUUUAAACUUAGACCGCUGCGCCACUCGGGAGCCCAAAGGGUGCAUAGCCGACAAGGUGCGAUCUGCUAGAAUCCAGGGGGGGAUCCUAUGAAGCAAGCUAGAUCUACUCAUGGUUUUCUAAAGCUAAUCAGCUUCAAUUAGCUUCGCAUUUCAUAGGCUUCGUCCGUACUAUGACGGUGGAUAUUGCUCGUCCGUCUGCUGCUAACUCUAGCAGGCUUGUAACUACGCGUGCAUGUAGCACAUGGUUGGUCGGACGAUAAAACUCUUCAGUGACUUAAUACUGAAACGUCAAUAUAUGGGCGAGUAAGUGCCACAUUUUCAUUUGUGCUGAAAUCAAAAUUAAAUAAUAUUUUUCUUGCAAAUCCAGCAAGCUGUGGCGUGAAAUAGGAUUUUCGAAGUUCCUUCUGUAUUUUAUUAUUGUUCGUGCCGACUUUGGUUUGCUUUGGUGUGCUUAUCAAUGCACAAACACCUUUCCCACCCCUAAUGCUUUCUGUCAUUACUAAAUGGGUAAUGUGAUAUAUUUUAACAUUUUUAUUUUUUAACACAGACAUUUUAUUAAAAUAUAUAAUCAAUUGUCUUCCUCAAAUGAAGGAGGGAAUCUGAUUUCAUUGGUCCUCAACUCGUGGCUCAGUCAUUUCAUUCAGGGUAAGUGGCAUUGGCCGUGAGUUGCUCUUCCCCAGAGCAGGUUAUAGUUCUGAUGGAUUCGUUGCAUAUACAUUUACCAGGCUUAAAAGGUGAGCCACUAUUGAAUUACGGUUAUCCCGAGUUGAACUCAAGAGUUGACCAAAGUUACCUCGCUAACUCCUCAAACCUGCUUUGUAGGAUAACCCUUGGUUUUUCCUGACCAUGUUGUGUUUGUGUGUUGCAGGUUAUCAGUGGUGUACGGGAGGCCCUGAAGAACCCGACCUCAGUCGAAUACCUCUCUAUUCUGAUGUAGCAGCUGUCACUUCAGGACCUACAGAGCCUAGUCUAGCUACUCACAACCAUAGCCAUCCAGUAUCCUCUACUAUAUACUACUUUCUUUACUGUUACAGCCAAAUCUUUACAUGUUUCCUAUCAGAACGGCAAGGGCUGGAGGUAAUCGCACUUCUGAUAUCAUUGAUUUACUUUUAUUUGAAAUCACUAUUGGAGAACCUUGCCUUGCCUUUUUUGUAUUACUUUGGUUUGGUUGAUUUUUCAAUUUUAUUGAUACAACUAUUGAGAAUUGAGAGAAAUUACUUUUCAUCUUCUCUCGGGAUAUGGACAGUGCUUGUUGAGGCUUUAGUGCUCUGAAAUGAAGACUGUAAUUUCCAAGAAGAUUCUGCAGACGUACUGUAUCAUCGAAUAGGCUUGUUAUUACACAGGUGCAUCGUUCACAGCUUCAUGGCGGAAAUGUAUAGUCGUAUUAUGCCUCUUCUAAUUUUCAAACAAACACUGAUAUACUGAAUCUGAUGAUACUGUAAAUGUCUAAAUCAAAUCUUCAAAGUUACAAGCCUCCCAAUGUUUAACCCCAUGCUUCUAUACAACCAAAUAAAUCACACUCAGGUUUUCCACUGUGUAUAAAAAUGUCAUGUGAUCGACUAUAUUGCCAUACUGGAAGAGGAUGGUGCAAUAAAUGUGUCGCUGUUUAUCCCGGCUUC